This is a messenger RNA of Zonotrichia leucophrys gambelii, 2719 nucleotides long. It is a transcript of the gene ZDHHC20, whose product is annotated as zinc finger DHHC-type palmitoyltransferase 20. The transcript has 12 exons. Gene Ontology annotation, molecular function: palmitoyltransferase activity. NCBI's taxonomy places the organism in Eukaryota, Metazoa, Chordata, Aves, Passeriformes, Passerellidae. Bases 66 to 1121 code for a protein of 351 amino acids. The record is from RefSeq and is a predicted model, not a curated record.
GCCGGAGCUGCAGCCGCCGCCCGCCCGUCGCAGCGCCGGCGCUGCCGCGGUGCCCGGCAGGGAAGAUGGCGCCGUCCCACGUCCUCAAGUGCUGCCAGAAGGUGCUGGCCUGGGUGCCCGUGGCCUUCAUCGCCCUGGUCGUGGCCUGGUCCUACUACGCCUACGUGGUGGAGCUGUGUGUGUUUACCAUUUCUUCAACUGUCGAAAAAGUUGUCUACCUUGUAGUUUUUCAUCUGUCAUUUGUCAUGUUUGUAUGGUCCUAUGGGAAGACAAUUUUCACCUCUCCUGCAACCCCCUCUAAUGAGUUCUCCUUGACAAAACUUGAUAAAGAACAAUAUGAAAAAGAAACGAGACCAGAAAUCCAGCAGGAGAUUUUAAGAAGAGCUGCCAAAGACUUGCCUAUCUAUACGACAACAGCAUCGAGAGCAAUCAGAUACUGUGAUCGAUGCCAGCUGAUCAAACCUGACCGCUGCCACCACUGUUCUGCCUGUGACGUAUGUGUAUUAAAAAUGGACCACCACUGUCCAUGGGUGAAUAAUUGUGUGGGAUUUUCUAACUACAAAUUCUUCCUCCUGUUUUUAAUGUAUUCCUUACUGUACUGUUUGUUUGUUGCUGCUACAGUCUUGCAGUACUUCAUAAAGUUUUGGACAAAUGAAUUGCCAGAUACCCAUGCAAAGUUCCACGUACUGUUCCUUUUCUUUGUGGCAGCCAUGUUCUUCAUCAGCAUACUGUCACUCUUCAGCUACCACUGCUGGCUAGUUGGCAAAAACAGAUCAACUAUAGAAACAUUCCGUGCACCCACAUUUCGAAACGGUCCUGAUAAAAAUGGCUUUUCUCUUGGAUGCAGCAAAAAUCUAAGGGAGGUUUUUGGAGAUGAAAAGAAGUAUUGGUUACUUCCUAUCUUUACCAGUUUGGGAGAUGGAUGUACUUUCCCAACUCGUUUGGUGAUUAUGGAUCCAGAACAACUUGCAGUCUCGAGCCAAAAUGAACCUGCCAAAAGCUCUGUCACCACUCGACCACUCAGUGAAUCACAAAAUCGGUUGCUGUCUGGUGAUUGUCAGUGGGUGGAAACUGGCCCUGAAGAGGAAAAUGUGAAAUCAGGUUUCUGCAACCCAUUUUGAGCUUGAAUAUUACUUAAUUUUGUUUGGAAGAAGUUGAGCAGGAAAAAAUGGAACAUGAACAUUUUAGGAAGAGAUAAGAAAUUCAAGUUUCUGCACAGUACAAUGGAUUCUUGUAAGCACUAUUGCAGACCAGGGAAGUUAAGACAGAUGCCUUAAGAUUCUUAAUGUGCAUUUAUGCAACACUGAAUUACAUACUGCUACCAAAGGGCCAGAUCCAGAAGUGCCCUGCUUGGAUGCACAAGGUCCAGAGUGGGAACUAUGCAUUUCUUUUAUGCUGCAGUGGUGGGGGUAAAUUGCAGAGACUCUUACCUCCUCACGGGCAAACUUCAUACCUUAGGCACUGCAGAAGUCACUUCCAUAGCAGGUCUCCAGAGCACAGAAGGAAAGAAAAAAGGAAAAGGAAGAAAAAAAAAAGUCAGCCUAGAGCAUGGUCAGCAAGUCUGAAGUGGGAGUAUACAUAGUUCAGAUGCCAGAUGUUGGGGAAGGGACUGGAUGAUGUCUUCUCCUCUCUUCCUAUUAACCAGUCUACCCCAUGAUCACAGCUCUCCAAGUCUUUUGGGACUGAGGUUUCCUUCUACUAGCUGUGCUUUGGAGCUAGGCAAUGCCAACAACAUAAAAGCCUUUAACUUGGGUGUUGCUUUUUUGCUAUAGGAUUGAGCUUCCUCAUCAUUUUAACUUGAUUUAUUUAACUAUACCAAGGACAGAGCUCAAAGAAGAAAACUUGGGUUUUAGUUGAAAAAAAGAUGGAUUAUUACUUUCCAACAAUUGUCAGUCAGCAUACAAGGAAAAGACAGUCCAAAAAGAAAUUAACAGUUCUUACAUUUUCUGUUACUGUUUGCUGUGUUCUGUGUAAGGCAGCAACAAAAUGGUCAAGUACCCCUGAGAAAAAUCAUAUUGCAGUUGUGUGUUUCUAGAGACAGAACCAGCAGAGUACUGCUUUUUCCAUGGGUUUAUAAAUACUGUUUUAUACUUUUGUUUUAUCUUUUUAAUAAAGGCACAAGGUUUUAUUGGUUCUAAAGUACAAAUAUCAGGUACUUAAGAUUAGUGUUAGAUCAUAGAUCUGUGUUAGCACACUGAAAAAUUGCAUCCUUUAGUCUCCCACUUCCAAGUCCAGUUUAAGUGAUGCUGAAAUUGCUAAAGACUGAUGGCUUUGUGCAGCAAUGUACCUGCUUACAAAAGGCAAAAUGUGUUUCCUGUGUGAGAAAUCAAGUCCAUCCCAUUCUUGGCUCAAGACCUACAGCAAACAACAUGGGGUUUUUUUUCCUCACUUCUCUACAGAGAAGACUGCUAACUCAUCUUUGGGUGGUAUUGGAAUUUUGCACCUGGAAAAAGUGGCAAAUACUAUUUUUCUGUCUGUAAGAUUUCUGAUGUUCCGCUGCUGCUGAUUACAAAGAGACAUGAGCCCUUUUGAUACAGACUGAAGGUAGUAGUUAAAUUGAUGAUCUAGUCCAAAAAAACCUGUUUGGUUUGUCUCCCAGACUGAUUGCUACUUGAGUUAAAUAUGUUAAUGAUGGAAAUACUAAGGUAUCAAGUAUACUGUAAGGUUUAAAAUAAGUAUUUUUUGUCUUUGGAUAUAAUAAAUUUUUCUUAAAUAUUAA